Molecule: messenger RNA, 3028 nt
Organism: Doryrhamphus excisus (bluestripe pipefish)
Lineage: Eukaryota; Metazoa; Chordata; Actinopteri; Syngnathiformes; Syngnathidae
Product: UPF0461 protein C5orf24 homolog
Source: RefSeq, a predicted model, not a curated record
CUCGCACCAAUACUUGACCGAGUCAAAUAUCAAUGAAUACAGCAACCAAACUGUGAGAAUGUAGGUCUUUGUGUUUUAUCGGGGUAAAAAAAACAUGUAGAAUAAAGACGGCAAACAUCUUUUCAAAGGAAAGGCAAGCAGGAAAAUACCUCAUAAUCGACGCUCUGCGCAUGCUCAAACUGCUCUCGCCACUUAUGAAUUUUUAAUGGAAAAUGGCGGCUUUUCUCAACCAAACCCUCGCGGCUCGGAGAUAAAAAAAGAAAAUAAAAAACACAAUUUGUGGCCAAUGUUUAGCAUCUUCUUGACGCUCGCUUGUCGGCUGUCCGACGCGGUGACGGCCCGCUAGCCAGAAUGAAAGGGUUUCUUUGUGAAAAUGGACCAUUUCGCGCUCUGAGGCGAUGAAAGAUGAUUUUUGCUCCUUAACUCUUUCUGUGCCGACGCCAGCCGACAAUUAGGAGAGAAGAUGAUGCGCCAGGUGACAAGCGGCGACUUCUGCAUGAACGCACGGCCGUCGUGCCUGGCGGAGGACAACCAUCACCCGGCCACUCACUUUGACCUUUGCACCACACAGCCCAACAAGUUUUACCCCCCCCCUCCUCCUCCGUCACUCCAGAUGACACUGGCCCCCAUGGCGCUACCUGCUCCCAGCCACAAGACCAUGGUGUGCCCGAGACAGGAAGUUCUCGGGGGUGACCCACAGCUACCCUUGAAGCUCCCGGGUGUCAAAAGCGGCGAUCCAGAGGUGGCGGCAGCAGUGGGAGGAGACGAGGGCAAAAAGAAGAGCAAAGGCGCCGGGAAGACAGGACGGAGGGGGCGCCCGCUGGGCACCACUAAGCUGGCGGGUUACAGGACCAGCACCGGGCGCCCCCUCGGCACCACCAGAGCCGCCGGUUUCAAGACGAGCCCGGGCCGGCCACUGGGCACCACCAGGGCCGCGGGCUACAAGGUGAGCCCCGGGCGACCCCCCGGCAGCAUCAAGGGCCUCUCCCGCCUCAACAAACUGACGUACAGCGGCGGUUGUAGCGGGGCCGCCUUCCCGUACCCCCUCCCUCACAAGGACAUCCUGUGUGAACCCUCGUGCAAGGACAAGAGUCCUCCAGAGUGAGGUGGAUUCCUCCUCACUGUUUUUAUCAGCCUUCUAUCAUCGCUGUCAUUGCCAGGGUGUGGCACAUUCCUGAUGCACAACACCAAGGAUUCCCACGUCAAUGGAUCCUUUGAACGCAACACCAAUCAGAUGUGCUCACUCACAGCUGUGGUGGUGGACAAGGUUUUUUUUAGUGUCGCAUGAUGUGAAAGUGAGACUAUCAGGGAUUUGGUGUUCACAAGUGUGGCUACAUGUAGCACUUUUUCCACGCGUCCACUUUGUGUCUAAAUAUUAAUGCAUGCAAGUGUCACCCACUCUGUAAACAAGAAGGACGUCUGUGACCCCGCACUCACCUGCUAAAGGGCUAGUGGCGUCCCUUUGUUGCCAUGGGCACGACGUAUCGCACCCACAGUCACCGUUCCAGAUACAAAUCUGCUUUCACGAGAAAACUGCUCUGUUUUUUGACAAGUCCUUCCUACGUAUUAUGAAAGCCCCAUUGAGCUUUGUGAUUUGCCGUUGAGUUUCAGUGUGCCGACAGAGGGCGCUGUUUCUCCACGGUGGAGAAAAACUUGUUUUCAUGGAAACUAGUUUUUAAUUUAUUUUUGUGUUCUUUUCAGCUGAGUCGAUGCAAUGACAUAAAUAGUACUUUUAUGAUAAUCAUAUUUGUUGGAAACUCAGCCAAUCUGUUUGCUAGUCGUGUUCAUUCUACGCAAACUACGUGUGUUUAAAAGCACUCAAGCUAGUGAGGGGAAACCUGAUUCAUCGUCAUGACUCGAGUUCUUGAAAUGAACCGGGUACUCUGUUUACCUCGGUCCUACACAGUUUCAGCCCGUCCCCCGACUUGGCCGGCAUGUGCCGUGUUCCCUGACUAGUAGCAGGGUUGAGUAAGUCAUCGAGUUCGUGUACAUUAGCACCCGUGAGUCCCAAUUCACUAAAUCGCGAGUUUUGAACGAUUCUUCCAUGACCAUAAUUAGAGCAACAUCUAAACAGCUCAAUUUGUUGCACUAAAGUGUCAGUCGUUGUACAGUAGUAACAUUAAUACUAGUCAUUUUCAUGAUUAUUGGUGUAUGGUUAGAUGUAAGUACUCACUUUAUGUGUCGUGUUGUCUGACGGUUGACACUCGCCUUUACCAAAGAAUAUUAUCUCAUUUUGGAACACCACCGCGGGAGGUUUAGUGUCAUAAAACAAAGAAGCACCGUGCUAUGAAAGGUAGUAUGAUUGUGGAGCGAAGGCGAGAGUCGUGUGAAAUGUCCAUUUUGCCAUUUUGCGAGGAUCGCAUUAAGUUGUAGUGAUGGCGCCUCAAUGCACCCCCGGCUUCUUUUUGGCAUUCGUGGAACACAGAUGUAGCCAAUGUUGAUAUUUCCAAAGAGAUGACGACCCUUUCCGUGGUUAGCAAGCGUCGGAGAAGCGACAGGUGGACAUCAUCCGGCAAGCCGAGUCAUUGCAGAGUUGUGGUGUACUUCACACCUUGUCAUGUCAUCAACCUCCAAAUUUCAUCGACGCAUCAAAAGCAGAAUUGGAACCACACAAUUGUGCUGUUAUGUGCUCUAAAUGAUGAUGUAGCCUUCAAUUAUUUUUCUUUACUGGAAAGUCCAGCAGGUAUUUUUAAUCGGUUCUGACCGAAAUAGUUUCCUUGUCAUUGAGGACAUUCUGAAAUACGUCAAAAAAUACUUUUUGGAUAUUUGUUAUUGCCAUCAUAAGCUCAAGAGUUUUCUUUGUUGUAAAAGACGAAGUUGACGCCUCAGUGGAUGCUGACUUAUCAAGACUCGAAGGCGAUUCAUUUUAUUCCUGCAUGAUUGUUGUUGAAUGUUCUAAAGUUGUGUAAUAAAUGUAAACGUAACUUGUGCUGAUGCUUUUAAGAUUUUGAUUGAAGUGUUGUCUUGACUGUAAAUAGAUGUCAUUAUCAAAUCAUUAGAGGACAAUAAUAAACUUUGAUUAAACAAC